AUGGCGGCGGAGAAAUUCCCCGGAGCCUCCAACGGGAGUAUCGGGGCUCCGGCGCACGUCGGGGUGGAGGUCCCCGAGGGCGGCAAGAGCAAGAGCAGCAUAGGCGCGUCCCGCUUGCGGGGCUGCCUGCGGGCCAACCUGCUGGUGCUGCUGACCGUGGCCGGGGUGGUGGCGGGCGUGGUGCUGGGGCUCGGGGUGCGGCAGCUGCCCGGCGGCGGGCUGAGCCGCGUGGACAUCCUGCUCUUCUCCUUCCCCGGGGAGCUUCUGCUGCGCUUGCUGAAGAUGAUCAUCUUGCCCCUGGUGGUCUGCAGCCUGGUGGCGGGCGCGGCCAGCCUGGACCCGGCUGCCUUGGGGCGCUUGGGCGGCUGGGCGAUGCUCUUCUUCCUGCUCACCACCCUGCUGGCGUCGUCCAUCGGCGUCGCCCUGGCCUUCAUCAUCAAGCCCGGAGAGGGGGCGUCGGCCCCCAAGCUCUUCGGCGACGAGGCGGCGGUGCCCGAGGCCAAGCAGGUGGUCGACUCCUUCCUCGACCUCAUCAGGAACAUCUUCCCCUCCAACUUGGUGUCAGCUGCAUUCCGAUCGUAUGCAACCAGUUAUAAACUGGUGAUAGAGAAGAAGAACGGGACAGGAGUCGGCGAGAACAUCACGUUGGGUGAAAACGUAACAGUUGGUGAAACCAUCGUGGAGAUGAAGAUCCCCACAGGCACAGAGGUGGAAGGGAUGAACAUCCUGGGCCUGGUGGUCUUCGCCAUCGUCUUUGGGAUUGCUCUGCGGAAGCUCGGGCCCGAAGGCGAGAACCUGAUCCAGUUCUUCAACUCCUUCAAUGAAGCCACAAUGGUGCUCGUCUCCUGGAUCAUGUGGUAUGCCCCCCUGGGUAUCAUGUUCCUGGUAGCUGGCAAGAUUGUGGAAAUGGAGGACGUGGUUGUCCUGUUCACCAGCCUGGGCAAGUACAUCUGCUGCUGCCUGGUGGGCCAUGCCAUCCACGGUCUCAUCGUCCUGCCGGUCAUCUACUUCAUCUUCACCCGCAAGAAUCCUUACCGGUUCCUUUGGGGCAUCUUCACUGCCCUGGCCACCGCCUUCGGCACUUCCUCCAGCUCUGCCACCCUGCCCCUGAUGAUGAAGUGUGUCGAGGAGAAGAACGGCGUCUCGAAGCACAUCAGCCGCUUCAUCCUGCCCAUCGGGGCCACGGUCAACAUGGACGGGGCUGCCCUCUUCCAGUGCGUGGCUGCCGUCUUCAUCGCCCAGCUCAACAACAUGCCUCUCAACUUCAUCCAAGUCAUCACCAUCCUAAUUACUGCGACGGCGUCCAGUGUCGGAGCUGCUGGGAUUCCUGCGGGCGGCGUCCUCACCCUCGCCAUCAUCUUGGAAGCUGUUGGGCUGCCUACCAACGACAUCUCCCUCAUUCUGGCAGUGGACUGGCUUGUGGAUCGCACCUGCACUGUCCUCAACGUGGAAGGCGACGCUUUUGGCGCUGGGCUCCUGCAGGUGUACACCGAAAGGACGGAAGGCAAGGCAGAGGCGGAGGAGCUGAUGGAGAUCAAGACGGACGCCGGCAAGGGGUUGGGGGCGGAAGAAGGCUCCCCACUGAUCAAGAGGGACGGGCCUGCCCCCUUGGAGGGCAUCAGCUCCUGCGAAAAAGAAUCCGUGAUGUAAAGCAACCUACAAAGAGGCUAGACUUCAUUUUUU
Lacerta agilis (Sand lizard) is the source of this 1683-nucleotide messenger RNA. It is a transcript of the gene SLC1A5, whose product is annotated as solute carrier family 1 member 5. The record is from RefSeq and is a predicted model, not a curated record. Gene Ontology annotation, biological process: L-aspartate import across plasma membrane. Gene Ontology annotation, molecular function: symporter activity; L-aspartate transmembrane transporter activity; neutral L-amino acid transmembrane transporter activity. The coding region runs from base 1 to 1650 and encodes 549 amino acids. Lineage: Eukaryota; Metazoa; Chordata; Lepidosauria; Squamata; Lacertidae. Gene Ontology annotation, cellular component: plasma membrane. The transcript is spliced from 8 exons.